AUGUUGUCUCCAUACUCUAACGCGUCUGUAGGUGAAGUCGAGACAGAAUCUGGACUCGUCAGUAAAAAGAACCUGUUCCCAUUCCUGAAGAGUCCAAAUGGUAAAGGUGUUAUUGAUGAUAAAGGUGUUAUUGAUGAUAAAGGUGUUAUUGAUGGUAAAGGUGUUAUAGAUGAUAAAGGUGUUAUAGAUGGUGUUAUAGAUGAUAAAGGUGAUAUUGUAGAUGAUAAAGGUGAUAUUGUAGAUGAUAAAGGUGCUAAAGAUGAUAAAGGUGUAAUAGAUGAUACAUAUGUAAUAGAUGAUAAAGGUGCUAAAGAUGAUAAAGGUGUUAUAGAUGGUACAGGUGUUAUAGAUGAUAAAGGUGUUGUAGAUGAUAAAGGUGUUACAGAUAGUAAAGGUGUUAUAGAUGAUAAAGGUGUUAUUGAUGAUAAAGGUGCUAUAGAUGAUAAAGGUGUUAUUGAUGGUGAAGGUGUUAUAGCUGAUAAAGGUGUUAUAUAUGAUAAAGGUGUUAUAGAUGGUACAGGUGUUAUUGGUGAUAAAGGUGUUAUUGAUGAUAAAGGUGUUAUUGUUGAUAAAGGUGUUAUUGGUGAUAAAGGUGUUAUUGUUGAUAAAGGUGUUAUAGAUGGUACCGGUGUUAUUGAUGAUAAAGGUGUUAUUGUUGAUAAAGGUGUUAUAGAUGGUAAAGGUGUUAUAGAUGAUAAAUGUGUUGUUGGUGAUAGAGGUGUUAUAGAUGAUAAAGGUGUUAUUGGUGAUAAAGGUGUUAUUGUUGAUAAAGGUGUUAUUGGUGAUAAAGGUGUUAUUGGUGAUAAAGGUGUUAUUGAUGAUAAAGGUGUUAUAGAUGGUGUUAUAGAUGAUAAAGGUGUUAUUGGUGAUAAAGGUGGACUAUAG
Molecule: messenger RNA, 885 nt
Organism: Mizuhopecten yessoensis (Yesso scallop)
Lineage: Eukaryota; Metazoa; Mollusca; Bivalvia; Pectinida; Pectinidae
Product: collagen alpha-3(IX) chain-like
Exons: 6
Coding region: 1-885 (294 amino acids)
Source: RefSeq, a predicted model, not a curated record